Molecule: messenger RNA, 858 nt
Organism: Rotaria sordida
Lineage: Eukaryota; Metazoa; Rotifera; Eurotatoria; Philodinida; Philodinidae
Source: the annotation of a GenBank genome assembly
AUGAUACCAUAUAAACCAAAUGGAGCUGAACAAGGAUCGCCGGUAGCACAAGGUUAUACAAUGUUUAAUUUCAAUCCUGAUUAUCCAGAACUGACUAAGCAACGUUUUUUUUUUGUUACGGGUAACUGUUGGUAUAAUACUCUCCCAAUAAAAAAUUUUGGUGCAUUUCCAUAUUCAUGGAUGACAGCUGACGGUGAUAUUGAUAUGAAACCAUGGUUUCCAUUACCUGAUAAUUUAGUUUAUAAAGGUGUUGAAUGGAUUCCAGAGUUAAAAAUUAAUGCACUUAGAUAUGAUUCAUCUGAUAUAUGUGAUUUAAAAACAAGUGGUAUUGGCAAAGUACCAUGUUUAAGUUACUUUGAAACCAAUGAUGGUAUACCAGUUAAAACAAUACAAGCAAGAGCGGCAACAGUUGAACCGCUGUUUAAUUUGCCUGCACAAUGGCCAUCAGCAUGUGGCAAUGCUAAUAACGGUUACUCACACUUACCAGUACGCGGUUUUGUUGUUACACCAGAUGGUGGUCUUGAUAAUUUCACAUUAACAUUACAAACACCGCCUGUUCAUUCAUUGGGUGAUGAAGUAACAAUCAAUUUUAGACCAAAACCAAAUUGGUAUUACAAUGGUACAAAAUGUGCAAAAUUCACAGCUAAUGGCAAUCCAAAAAUUGUUUUUACAAAAGAGAAUUGGAAUAAACCACAACGUGUUGAUAUGGAAUUUUCUGGGUAUGGUUGUUGUACGUAUGAAAUUGAAGGUAUUGGUGGUAGUUAUGAAUGGCAAUAUCAAGAGCAAACAUUUGUUGUUUAUGAUUGUGAUGGAAUUGGAGGAUAUGGCUGUAAUGGAAGACAACCAUGUGGUGCUUAA